GUAACAUGGUGGCCGCUUCCUCCCCAAGCAGCGGCGGCGGCGGGGCUGGCUGCUCCUGAGGCUGCAGCAGGGGGUCUCGGCCGGGCGCGCAGCGGCUGUGGGGGAAGUACAGAGGCCACCAUGAUAGAAGACAAAGGUCCAAGAGUGGCCGACUACUUUGUAGUGGCAGGACUCACUGAUACUUCGACCUCUCUGGACCAAGAAGUAAACCGCUUUGAAACAAAGUCAGCUGGUCCAAAGGCUCCAAUUACAGACCUAGCUGUCAUCAUCAAGUCAGCUGGUGAAACGGUGCCUGAGGGUUACACCUGUGUUGAAGCCACCCCCACAGCGCUUCAAGCCAACUUGAACUAUGGGAGUCUUAAAAGUCCAGAGCUUUUUCUUUGCUACAAGAGGGGCCGGGACAAACCACCACUUACGGACGUUGGAGUUCUAUAUGAAGGGAAGGAACGUGUAAUUUUAGGCUGUGAGGUGAUCCAAGCUACUCCCUACGGUCGUUGUGCCAAUGUUAACAACAGUUCAGCUACUUCCCAACGAAUCUUUAUUACCUAUCGAAGGGCUCCUCCAGUACGGCCUCAGAAUUCCUUGGCUGUAACAGAUAUCUGUGUUAUUGUUACCAGCAAAGGAGAAACGCCUCCCCAUACGUUCUGCAAAGUUGAUAAGAACUUAAAUUGCGGCAUGUGGGGGUCCAGUGUGUACCUCUGUUAUAAGAAGUCUAUGCCGGCUUCUAACUCAAUAGCAUAUAAAGCUGGCUUAAUUUUCAGAUAUCCAGAGGAUGAUUAUGAAUCAUUCCCAUUGUCAGAAUCUGUACCUCUUUUCUGCCUUCCUAUGGGAGCCACUAUUGAAUGCUGGGAUCCUCAAACCAAAUACCCAUUACCAGUGUUUUCAACAUUUGUCCUGACUGGUUCUUCUGCAGAAAAGGUGUAUGGUGCUGCUAUUCAGUUUUAUGAGCCUUAUUCCCGGGAGCUGCUAACAGAAAAACAGUGUAUGCAGCUGGGUCUCCUGACAGCUGUGGAGAGAAAAGUGGUUACUUCCAAAUCCAUCAAUUCCAACACGUGCAUCUGCCUUCUCUCUCACUGGCCUUUCUUCGAAGCCUUUCGAAAAUUUCUUAUGUUCAUCUACAAGCUCUCUGUCUCUGGGCCUCAUCCUCUUCCAAUUGAAAAGCACAUAUCCCAUUUCAUGCACAAUAUACCUUUCCCUUCACCUCAAAGACCAAGAAUCCUUGUACAGCUUUCUGCCCAUGAUGCAUUAAUAUUGUCUCAACCAGUUUCUACACCCUUACCACUCAGUGGAGCAAACUUCAGUACUUUGCUGAUGAAUCUUGGACCAGAAAACUGUGCUACUUUGUUACUCUUUGUGUUGCUAGAAGGCAAGAUCCUGCUGCACUCUCUGAGACCAGCUGUACUGACUGGAGUAGCUGAAGCUGUAGUCGCUAUGAUAUUUCCAUUUCAGUGGCAGUGUCCAUACAUCCCCCUGUGUCCUUUGUCUCUGGCAGCAGUGCUCAGUGCUCCUGUUCCAUUUAUAGUUGGAGUUGAUUCACGAUACUUUGAUCUGUAUGAUCCACCACAGGAUGUUGUUUGCAUUGACUUAGACACAAACAUGGUAUACCUAUCGGAUGAUAAGAAGAGCGUGAACUGGAAACAGCUUCCUAAGAAGCCAUGCAAAAGUCUACUCAGCACCUUAAGGAAAUUGCAUCCACAGCUGGCGUUGGUUCACAGAAAGACCCAAGAAGGCUCUGCAGUGGAGAUGACGCCUAUAGAGGCAGAUUUCUCCUGGCAGAAGAAGAUGACAGAACUUGAGAUGGAGAUCCAAGAGGCUUUUCUACGCUUCAUGGCGUCUAUUUUAAAGGGGUACAGAACAUUCCUCAAGCCAAUUACCCAGGCACCUUCAAAUAAAACUACUGCUGCUGAUUCCUUGUUUGACCUUCAAGGAUUUUUAAAAAGUAGAGACCGUGCCUACACAAAGUUCUACAUACUUCUAACCAAAACACAAAUAUUUAGCCGCUUCAUAGAAGAGUGCAGUUUUGUGAGUGACAAGGAUACCAGCUUGGCAUUUUUUGAUGACUGCAUAGAAAAGCUUUUUCCUGAUAAAGGAACAGAAAAGGGAGAGAAGGUUGAUGUAGAUUCUGCAGAAGAUACACGCUUAAUUGAGCUUGAUGAGUCACAGAAAAGUGAACACACAGUGUUUAUAAUGCCACCAGAACCUCCCCCUGAUGAUGGACAGGCCCGAGCACCUAAGUACAGCUAUAAAAACUUCCCAAGACUAGAUUUUAAGCUCUUCGACAGGCCACAGGAGCUCAAGCUUUCAUUCAACAGGCACCCAGCUGGAGGUAACAUUUCAAAUAGUCCAGCACUCAUGGCAAAGAGGACAAAACAGGAGAUAAAAACUGCCCAUAAAUUAGCCAAGAAGUAUUACACAAACCCACCACUGUGGGCUAAGUGCCUCUUUAGUCACUGUUAUAGCCUAUGGUUCAUUUGUCUGCCAGCCUACAUCAGAGUUUCCCAUCCCAAAGUCAGAGCACUGCAACAGGCAUAUGACAUUCUUAUUAAAAUGAGGAAAACCGAUGUGGAACCACUAGAUGAGGUGUGCUAUAGAGUUGUAAUGCAGCUCUGCGGACUUUGUGGUCAUCCUGUUCAGGCUGUGAGAGUCCUGUUUGAAAUGAAAAAUGCUGGAGUACAGCCGAAUGCAAUCACCUAUGGUUAUUACAACAAGGCAGUUUUGGAAAGUCAUUGGCCUAGCAGUAACCGCAGUGGUAUCUUUCUGUGGACGAAGGUACAGAAUGUGGUCCGUGGUGUAGCACAAUUUAGGCAAUGCCUAAAAAAAGCAACAAGGAGCUCACAGGUGUCUGUGAUAUCAGCUCCUCGGAAUGCCACGGGUGGAAGUGAUGGGGACACGGUGAGCCAUGGUAGCGUGGAUAGUUCUAAUGAUGCUAACAGUGGGGAGCACACACUCUUCGUCAGAGACUUAGUCAGGCUUGAUUCCAUUGAUAAUCACUCUAGCACAGGGGGUCAGUCAGACCAAGGCUAUGGAUCCAAGGAUGAACUCAUAAGGGAUGAUGGAGAUAAUCUUCUUGCAGCUGAGACACUAGCAGAAAAAGAUUCUUCUUGUAUAAUGGAAGACCUAACAGGAGUUGGUGGUACUGGUGAAAAGCAUCAGCAGAGUGCAGAACCUCAUAGUUCAGCAGAACCACCUGCUUGGGGAAGCAGUAUUGUGAAAGUUCCAUCUGGCAUUUUUGAUAGCACUGGCAGGAAAAACAGCAGUGGAACUGCAUCUAGCCCACUCUUUAUAACUCAGGAUCCAGUUGAAGAUUCAGUCUUUCAUGAUGCUUCUCCCAAGAAAACAGGUGAAAAAGGGCAGAAGAGACAAAAGCUCUUUUCAGAGAGGAGCUGCAGUUUUAGCACUGAAAGCAGAGCAGGUAUGCUGCUGAAGAAAGGCAGUUUGGACUUGAACUCUAGUGAAAUAGCAAUAAUGAUGGGAGCAGAUGCCAAGAUCCUCACAGCAGCUUUAUCCGGGGCCAAAACUUCACCCCCUCACACUAGUAAAUCCAGUAGCUUUGACGGUAUGGGUGACCAGCAGGUCUCUGGGCUGAGUGGCACCAGGACUCAUGUGAGCGAAGGUGCUCAGGAACUAGAGCUUAAGUCUUCACCAGUGCUGGAGGAGCCUGAGGAAGGGCAAGAGUACCUUGAGAACGGAGGUGAGGACAGUGCAACCAGAGCUGAAAACGUUCAUGCCAAACUUCUGGAUGGUAAUCAGCCCCCAAACCAGAAAACAGAUGCCAGAGAUGCAGUGACUAAAAGGAAUAGCUUCUAUGGAGUGAUUAAGCCUGUUGAAAGGGAAGAUGUUGAAGUGGGCUUGGACCCUUUAUCUUUGCUGGCUACGGAGAGUAUAGAACCAAAACCCUCAGAGCCUGAAGAAAAGAUUGUGUCACCAGUUGUAGCACGUAAUCUGGCAGAUGAAAUAGAAAGCUAUAUGAAUCUAAAGAGCCCCCUGGGUAGCAAGUCUUCCAGCAUGGAACUUCACAGGCAAGAGAGCAGAGAAGCAGCAGCCCCUAGUACACUUAGUUGCUCCCAAGAGAGGAGAUCAAGCUUACCUUCAGAUUCUGUCCCACCAGCCCCAGAGAAGAGUGAAAAUCGGAAAAGUCCUUUAGUUUCCAGGUCUAAAACCUUUACGGGGCGACCAAAGCAUCAAACCCAUUCACGAGUUCAAAAGGAGCGGCCUCCAUCAUUAAGGGUGUUGGGUCGCUCUUCACAGCAUGGCUCAUUGGGGUCUGUGGUAACAAGUUUAUCCAAUCUGAAGCUAGACAAUAUACUCUCUGGACCGAAAAUAGAUGUUCUGAAGUCUGGAAUGAAACAAGCAGCUAAUGUAGCCAGUAGGAUGUGGGGCUCUGUAACCUCACAAUAUAACUACUCGGAUGAUGAGGAAGAAACCCAUCGACCAGACUUCACCUUUCCUCCUGGUUUUGAAGAUCAUAUCUUAGGAGACAAUCUGUCAUCAAAACCAGGAAUCCCUGGGUUAGUAACCAGUGAACUCACACAAAGCACUACCAGUCUUGGCAGCAGCAACAGCAGCGGAGAUGUAGGGAAACAGCACUACACAACAGGUGAGGUUUCGUUCCCAAGAAGUAUGAAAGGUCUGGAUUCUGAGAAGUCAGAACAUGGAUCCUCCCACAAUACCAGUUUGUCCAGCAUCUUCCAGAACUGUGCAAUGGAGGUCCUGAUGUCAAGCUGUUCUCAGUGCAGAGUUUGUGGAGCAUUGGUUUAUGAUGAAGAAAUUAUGGCUGGAUGGGCUGCAGAUGACUCUAACUUGAACACCACAUGUCCAUUUUGUAAAAACACCUUCUUACCUCUUCUUAAUGUGGAGUUUAAAGACUUGCGUGGAUCUGCGAGCUUUUUUCUGAAACAAAGUACAUCUGGAGAUAGUUUACAUAGUGGAAAUAUUCCAUUAACCACUGAUCCUCUGGAGCAGAAACCUGUGUCCAGUCCUGCUGUUGCUGAUUUGAUCAGUUUUUCAGAUCACCUAAAGUCCAACCAGACCAUAGCUGAAGAAACCAGCUCUGCAACUGAGCAAAGUGAUGUGCCAGAAGAACAGAGUGAGGGCCCCACGGCUAUGAAGACAUCUGUUAUCAAUUCAUCAAAACGAGGAGCAUCUUUGACUCGGAGCCACAGUGUCGGAGGCCCUCUGCAAAAUAUUGAUCUCACACACAGACCAUCUCAUGGCAUUUCAACAGUUAGUCUUCCAAAUAGCUUGCAAGAAGUUGUGGAUCCUUUAGGGAAAAGGCCCAACCCUCUCCCUCUGUCUGUGCCCUACUUGAGCCCUCUGGUGCUACGUAAAGAGCUUGAAUCCUUGUUAGAGAACGAGGGGGAACAAGUGAUUCAUACAUCCACAUUUAUCAACCAACAUCCCAUCAUUUUCUGGAACCUAGUUUGGUAUUUCCGGCGCUUGGAUCUACCUAGCAACUUGCCAGGACUCAUUCUGACGUCGGAACACUGUAAUGGCGGGGUGCAGCUUCCUUUGUCAUCUCUGUCUCAAGACAGUAAGUUAGUAUACAUCCAGCUAUUGUGGGACAACAUCAACCUUCACCAAGAGCCUGGAGAGCCUCUAUAUAUAACUUGGAGAAAUCUUAAUUCAGUGGAGAAGAAAUCAUCCAUAGCUUCAGAAGAUCAGCAGGCAACAAGCACUUUAGUGGAGAACAUCAAACUGAGCAUUCAACACAACAAUGUUGUUGAACCAAUCAACCUCCUUCUGCAGAAAGUUAAACCAGACAUCAAACGACAAAGGAGUUUUUAUAGAGAAAUCCUUUUCCUGUCUUUGGUGUCUCUUGGGAGAGAGAACAUUGACAUUGAGGCCUUUGACAGUGAGUACAGACUUGCAUAUAAAAGUCUAACGACAGAGGUGCUUGAGAAAAUGCAGAAAAUAGAUGCACCGCCAAGCAGCAGUGUGGAGUGGUGCAGGAAAUGCUUUGGAGCACCUGUCAUAUAAAAAUGCGGGAAGAGGUGAUGGAACUUCACGAAACAGAAAGAGGUGGGACAAAAACUGAGAAUAUGUAGAUUUGGAUUCAAGUUCCUAAAAGAAGACUAAAUCCAGCAAGUUAUAUCCAGAUCAAAUCUCUCUUUGGGACGAGUUCUAAUUUUUGAUUUUGUCAUCUCAAGAAAUAGUGUAAAGUGCUAUAAAAUACCUUAAAACUUCUUAAUACCAAGGAUAUUCAGUUCUUGAAUGGCUUAUCUGCCUUAACUUUAUUUUUCUGUAUAUAUUUUGUUUCUUGCUUGUCCGCCAUCUUCAGCAUCAAGUGGUUGAGAAGGGAGAUGGUGGUUCAAUAAGCAUUUAGUUGGUGGCUUUCUUAAGGACCAUCAAUACUGGGAUAUUUUAUAAGUGUAUGUUUUGGAUUGCCUUUCUAGCCCAGAAGCAUGUUAAGUGCACUGGUAAAGAGGGAUCUGUUUGUUGCAUAUGGGUGCAGCAUGUGUGUACAUAUUUAUGGAACCCUUAAAUUGCGACUUGCAAUGCAGCUAUUUUAGACUGGUCACAAUACCAAACAAUAGCUUUAGUUAUUACCUCUCUUUUUGACAGUAGUCCCUGUCCUGGUUAAUAAUCUGAACAUCUAUUGACUGACGACAACCUUCCAUUUUGGCUAUAUUAUAAAACUUUAGCUUUUCUCUAUUCAGUGUCCUGCUACAUGAAAUUAGAUAUACUCUGAUUAUAUUGCUUUGUUCUCCCAAACAAUGAUGGGCUUCUGCCCUGAGCAGCUAGGAGAUGGGUGUCUUUCUGCAAGCUACAGAGAUAGUUUAAUGAAACUAGGGUGCACAAAGGUUUUGACAUAAACAAAUAUUGACCAGAAAUUAAGAUUCCCCCCCUCCCCCCCCCC
Molecule: messenger RNA, 6856 nt
Organism: Malaclemys terrapin pileata
Lineage: Eukaryota; Metazoa; Chordata; Testudines; Emydidae
Gene: DENND4C
Product: DENN domain containing 4C
Exons: 33
Coding region: 121-5976 (1951 amino acids)
Biological process (GO): regulation of Rab protein signal transduction
Cellular component (GO): cytoplasmic vesicle
Molecular function (GO): protein binding
Source: RefSeq, a predicted model, not a curated record